UUGCGAUUUUAGUGCAAGAGAUUUUAGUUUUAGUUUAAAUUCUGUGAAAUAUCCUUAAAAUUUACAUGCUUGUGCCAAAAUGACUGCUGACAAAACGGAAAAUUCGUUGCGACCGAUGCACUGUGAGCUCAACAUACUAACCAGAUCCGAUGGCUCUGCCAUGCUGACGCAAGGUGAAACCGCCGUCGUCGCCUCGGUGAACGGUCCCAUCGAGGUCAAGCUGCAGCACAUGAACGUCGAAAAGGCACGCAUCGACAUCUACUUCAAACCCCGCUCCGGAAUGGGCAGCGUAAACGAUCGGCUGCUGGAGAGCUUAAUUAGGAACACAUACGAAUCGGCCAUCCUGACGGGGCUUCAUCCCCGGACGGCCAUUUCCGUCCAGAUCCAGGAGAUGCAGGAUCUCGGUGGGCUGGUGGCCUGUGCCAUCAAUGCCGUGUGUUUGGCGCUGAUGAACAGCGGCGUCGAGAUGAAGUACCUGGUUGCGGCGGUGCACAGCAUCUUGCGGGAGGACGGCGAAAUUGUACUGGAUCCGGAUGCGCUACAGUCGAAGGAUGCGCGGGCCAAGUUCACGUUUGUGUUCGAGAAUUGUACGAAGAAUACGGUUUCGAUCUACACGCACGGGAAGUUUACGACGGAGCAGUACCACCGGGCGCUGAGGAUGUCCGAGGAGGCGGUGGCAAAGGUGUUCGAUUUCUACGGGGAGAUUGUCGGGAAGCAGAGGGAGGUGCUGUGAAAUAAAGGCGAGCGGAUGGAUGCGAACG
Molecule: messenger RNA, 761 nt
Organism: Ochlerotatus camptorhynchus
Lineage: Eukaryota; Metazoa; Arthropoda; Insecta; Diptera; Culicidae
Product: exosome complex component RRP46-like
Exons: 2
Coding region: 80-733 (217 amino acids)
Biological process (GO): nuclear mRNA surveillance; U4 snRNA 3'-end processing; rRNA catabolic process
Cellular component (GO): nucleolus; nuclear exosome (RNase complex); cytoplasmic exosome (RNase complex)
Source: RefSeq, a predicted model, not a curated record